Messenger RNA from Plasmodium cynomolgi strain B, 4467 nucleotides. RefSeq names its product Beige/BEACH protein. The record is from RefSeq and is a predicted model, not a curated record. The transcript has 2 exons. Gene Ontology annotation, molecular function: protein binding. Lineage: Eukaryota; Apicomplexa; Aconoidasida; Haemosporida; Plasmodiidae. Bases 1 to 4467 code for a protein of 1488 amino acids.
AUGGAUAAAUCGCCCGCGAGGUGCUUCAAUUUACUUUUCCUGGAGGAGGAUGAGGAGUACAUGGAUGACAUGCUGAUAACGAUGCGGAGGAGGCAGCCGGGGGGGUUGGAGCCGUUGAGUCGGGGCAGCCCCACGGAGCAGCUGGCCGGGGCGCAGCAGUUGGCCGGGGCGCAGCAGUUGGCCGGGACGAAGCAGCUGGCCGGGGCGCAGCAGUUGGCCGGGACGAAGCAGCUGGCCGGGACGCAGCAGCUGACCGCGACACAACAGUUGGUGGUCACCCGAGGGAGGCUGCGACUGUGCUCGAAGUCCAUAGUGUUCGAGCCGCACAGCGUGGAGGACCCCGUUUUGAAGUUCCCCUUUAAGAAAAUGGAAAACGCCAAGCUGGGACCCCUGGGAAACGAAAUCAUAAUCAAGGCAUCUGAAGUUAUAAAAAUGAAAACAAUUGUGCAUGCCAGGAAAACGAGGUGCACGUCUCAGUUCACGUACGACCGGAAGAACAGGCGCAUCCUGAACGUGAUGAAUAGUCUGUAUAAUGAGUACUACGAGGAGAUCCGCGCGAUCGACAAUGACAACAUUGAUGAGAAGAUCCCCCUGUUCGAGCGGAUACUGAACAAUUUUGACGAGAACGAGGAGGGGCCUUCCCCGGUGGUUAGCGCGUCGAACAGCAGCAUCCGCGCGUCUCUUGUAGGUAGCGGGGUUGGGAGCGGUAGCGGCGUCGGCAGCGGCAUCAGUAGCGGCAUUGGCAUUGGCAUCGGUAGCGGCAGCGGCAGCGGCAGCGGGGGAGCCUCCUUCGUGUACUUCUUCCAAUGCGACGGAGCAGCAAACAGCGCGAAGAAGCUGAGGGAGGUGUACGACAUAAUGGUGAAGAUAAAAAUUGCCAUGGUGGUGCACGAGAAGCAGAUGGAGAUACUAAUAAAGGAAAAGAAGAAGAAGCAGGAGGAGGUGGAAAUACAUUUGGAAAAGUACAUAGAAAGGAUCAUGGAGAAACUGACAGAAAAUAUAAAAUUUGACAUAAGUAGUAUUGGGCUUCACGAAAAAAUUAUCACGAAUCGAAUGGAAGGAUAUUGGGUUUUUAAAAUCUCUCCUCUGUUGAGAACAAAGGGAUUGCUAAACAUAACAAACAAAUUUAUUUAUUUUCAAGCCAAUCCGAAUUUCACAAAUAAAAAGGAGAAAAAAUGGAAAACAGAAUCCAUCCUUCAUGUUUUUAAAAGAAUUAUAAUCAUGAAACCAAACGCGUUGGAAAUUAUAUUCGACCAUGAGAGUAAAAAGAAGUACAGCUCUCUCUACGUGGAAUUUGUCAACUUUGGCGAUAGAGAGCAAAUAAUUGCAGUUUUGAAAAAAAUCAACCCUCAAUGUUUUUUUAUCGAAGAAAAUAAAGACUUUGUGUAUGCUAUUCAGAAGAAGUGGGAAGGAGGGGCCAUAUCGAAUUAUGAAUAUAUCGAUUUCAUUAAUUGUCUUGCUGGAAGGAGCAGGAAGGAUUUUUCUCAGUACCCUGUGUUCCCAUGGAUCCUUUGUGAUUACGCAAGGGAUGAAUUAAAUCUCAGUGAUGAUUCCAUGUUUAGAAAUUUGAGAAAACCAGUUGGGUGUCUAAAUACAGACCGAUUGAAUUCUUUGAUAGAAAAAAUGCAAGACCAUGAUUAUUUUUAUGGUUCCCAUUACUCCACAUUGGCAUAUGUUGUGUACUUCCUCAUUCGUUUACAUCCUGAAUGUCAGUUAAAACUACAGAGUGGAAAAUUCGAUACACUGUCUAGGAUCUUCCUCUCCAUAGAGGGAACAUUUAAUACUGCUUUGAAUGCAAAUUCGUCAUUUAUCGAAUUAAUUCCAGAAUUUUAUGAAGAUAAUGAUAAUUUUUUAAAAAAUAUACUUAAUAUUAGCUCUAACGAAGGGAACAUACACGAUGUUAUUCUUCCAAAAUGGUGUUCCUCAGCGAAAGAUUUUUUAAUUAAAAUGAAAAAUGCUCUCGAGAGUAACUAUGCUAACAAGCAUUUAAACGAAUGGAUUAACUUAAUUUUUGGGUACAAGCAAAGUGGACAAAUUGCUAAAGAAAAUUUCAACCUCUUUCACCCAUUGACUUAUAUGCAUACUAUUUUGAAUGAGAAGCUCUCUGCUGCUAACUGUAAUUUUCAUCGAGAGAGAUUAAGACAGGAGGAGGAAAACGAAUUUGAGAGGAACUUUAACGAAAAAAUAAAAUCCCUUAUUACGACUAUGCCUUCCAAAGCGUUGAAAACACAGCUACAUGAGUUUGGACAAUGCCCUUUUCAGAUUUUCAGGGAACACCAUGUUUGUAGAAAAUCUUCCGUUACGUUUAAGUACAGAGAGGAUAUUAGAAAUUCUCCCUGGUAUUACUCUCCUGUGUUUAACCAAGUGUUGCGUGAUUUGUAUUUUAAACGAAAGCGCAGGAAAGACUUGAAGAUGAGAAGGAGGAUGCUCAGCCGCAGUUCCCUUCUGGCGGGCGCCAACAUGAGCCAGGAGGAGGGGGACGACGAGGGGGACGACGACGAGGGGGACGAUGAGGAUGAUGAGGAGGACGACGAGGAGGAUGAUGAGGAGGAGUUGGACGACGACGAAGCGGAGGAGGAAGAAGGCCACUACGACGAGCCCUACCGUGAUGAGGGCCCUCGUGAAGGAGCCGUCCCGCCUGAUGGGGCUAGCGAGGAGCCCACGCAGGAUCCCCUCCGAGGUAAGAACAAAAGACGAGGCAUCGAGGUGAGCACCUCCCUCCAGGAGGAAAGAAACAACACCAAGUACACGCGGAAAAGGGAGUCAGAAAAGGAAGCCUAUGGAGGAGGAGGAGGGGAGUAUUUGAAAAGGCACCAAUGGAAAUUACAUAGAAUCGAUCACUUCCCUUGUGUUGUCAAAGGGGUUGGGUACAACCACUCAAACGUCUGCUUCGUCUGCAACAAUGGGUUCAUAAAAAUAAUCAGUCACAAUGAUCUAAUUAGGAACGAAAUGAAAAACAAUAACAAUUUGAUUUCGCUAAAAAUUGGCGACGAAAAUUUCUCGUGCGUUACCAGCGCACAGGGCAACUACCUCGUAGGGACCUCCAACGGAAGUGUUGUCCUUUUAAAUCCGCAGAGUAUUUUGAAGGUGAACGAGGAGGGUGCGUCAUCAGGAAGGCGGCCAGGGGUGGCAGCAUCUAGCGGGGCUACGCCACCUGAGGGAGAGGCCCACGGGGAUGGCGUCAACCCAAGGGAUGCCGCUAACCCAAGGGAUGCCGCUAACCCGAGGGAUGCCGCCAACCUAAGGGAUGCCGCUAACCCAAGGGAUGCCGCCAACCCGGGGGAUGCUGACGCCCUGUCAGACGACUCGAGCAUCCAGCUGAGCGACUCCGGUCACUCGUUACUGUCUUCCUUCGACGACGUGUUUGAGUAUGACGCACACAUGGGGGGGAAGAAGAACAAAGGUAAGCAAAGGAAAAAGGAUUUUCUCCGAAACGCAAAUAUUUACAACCAAAUGAUAACGAGGAAAUUGCAUAACGACACAGUGAACAGCAUGAGCUUUUUCGACAGUUACCUCGCGACAGGCUCGGCGGACGAAACGGUGCAACUGAUAAGCAUUGAGAGGGACUUUCACAGUUUACAAAUAUACGAUAAUUUCACCGAAGCUGUAAAGUUCGUGCAGCUAAAAAAUAAGUUGUUGUUUACACACUCGGAUGGAUUCAAGCUGUUCGACAUACGGGUUCCGCGGAGGAACGUGCAGUUGGGUAACCUGAACGGGAAGAGGAACCCCGCCAGUGGUCACGGGGCAAGAGGGAAAAUUCUACCAAAGGGGAUUAGUAGUGCACUAGGUUCCGGUAGGUUCUUUCACCUCUACGAUAAUGAGCAAGUUAGACGCUUCUACAGAACCAUCCAGAAGGUAUACGAGCAAAGUUACAUCACCGUAAAUUAUAUGACCCCGCAAUACUUAUUUGACAAAAAAAUGAAAAAAAAUUUGAAUCAAACUUAUUUAAAAAAUUCAAACAGUAUUAUUUACUGCUCUCUUAUGAAUGAUAACACCAUCUUUAGUUUAGACAAAUGCAGUAACUCAUAUUUUUAUGACAUUAGGGGGGAGAACUGGGUGAAUGCUCUCUCGACCACAAACACAGAGCUCAGAAGGAGAAGCACCUUCCUCAUCGCAGCUAGCUGUGACAACAGGCAACACUUAUGUGCAGUUAACACUGUAGGAGAUGUAUUUUUUGAGCCCAUACAGUUUGGCAGCCAUUUUGGGGGCCAUUUGGGGAGUCAUUUUAACACCCCUGUUGGGGGGGAUGAUGGCAGUCCUACAAUGGGACUUGCAAGGACGAAUGUUUUCACCUCUAGAUGUUCCUUCAGCCCGUCUUACAUUUCGUUUAUUAAUCACUCAGACUCCUUGGGAGAUUUGCCUGUCCACAAUGACGCCGGCAGUGGAAAUGCCUCCUGCAAUUAUAUAUUAUUUACGGGGGCUGACGGGAAGAUGGAGAUACACACAAGGGGUGCCAACUGGGGGUAG